Molecule: messenger RNA, 1659 nt
Organism: Vollenhovia emeryi
Lineage: Eukaryota; Metazoa; Arthropoda; Insecta; Hymenoptera; Formicidae
Gene: Tmem98
Product: transmembrane protein 98-like
Exons: 4
Coding region: 324-1004 (226 amino acids)
Cellular component (GO): endoplasmic reticulum
Source: RefSeq, a predicted model, not a curated record
GUGAACCAUUGCGCAUGAUGAGAGGGGGUAGCAUUCCUUCCAGCCAAUAAACGACGUGCUUUUUUGCGUGGCGGCAGUUUGAACGGUCAAACAAAUCAUAACCCAACCUAAUCUUAAAGAGGUAUCCGCAAAAAAGCACGGCUCUUAUUGGACGGAUCGUCCCCACUACUUGCAGGCUACUGCGCAUCCACGGGAAUGGGUCACCUUGUAUACUUCCACCAUGGAUCGCGCGAUGCUGCGCUAGUGUUCACAUUUCGCUUCGAGCGUCAAUGUAAGUAGACGCCGUUUCUUCACCCAGGGGCUCGUCGAUUCGCCAGAGAUCCAUGACAAUGAGCUCGUCGAUAUCCAUGAGCAACGCCGGACCGCCGGCCACCGCCACUGGUAUGGAGACGGUGGUGGCGGCCGCCUUGGGCGCGCUCGCCGCGGUCUUCCUCGGCGCCCUCCUGGUGCUCCUCGUCAUCUGCCGCAGACAACGCUGCUACUACAAUCAGAAGGACUCCGCGGAGCUGACCUCCGACCUGCUUGAGGCAGAGAACAUCACUGGCUUGGGACUGGACGUGUGGGAGAGCCAAGAGUGGCUGGCAGGUGCUGAGAGAUGGGUGGACGAUGCCACUGGCUUGGCUCCGCCUUGCAUAGCGGUGCUCCGUUCGUGUCACGCUCUCACGGCCAGUCUCACCACUAUCGCCGGAACUGUCAACAGCAAUACUGUCCCGCUGGAGAUAGUGGAUGUCGCCCGACGUAUUCCGCCUCGCGUAGACGACGUCGUUCGUAGUCUGUACCCGCCGUUGGACGCCAGACUGUUGGAGGCCAGGGUGGCGGCUCUGGUGCUGGCUGUGACCCACUUGGCGCUGGUGACCAAGCACGGCGUGCCCAAGAGCCAAGCCAGGAAACUGGCGUUCAUCGAUCAAGCGCUGAACGACAUGGACACGCAUCUGCUGGUGCUGAGAAACGCAGCGCUAGCCCAGGAGGUGGCCUGCUCCAUCCCGGCCUCCACGCCAGUUUGACUUCGGUCGAUCUCGCGGUUGGAAAUCAAAUCUCUCUCUUGCCACAGUAUUUGUGUUUAUCUGAUUCUCUCUCCAGUAGCUUAUCACGGUUUUGCUCUCGUCGCAAUAAUGUCGCACCGACGGCAACGGGGGCUCUGCACAAUACGGUCGCCAAAUUUGUAAAUAUACCGUAAAUUUCGAGCCGUGCAUCGGGCAGCAAGCGCGCGAAAAUAGAUGGUCGCUGAUCUCAAGGCACAAAAUGAACUGAAGUUCGAUAUCGCUGACGAGGAAAAAGAACUCGUCAAUGCUUUAUGUCAAUUACUAAAAGAAUGCGUAUAAAUAUAUUAGGUACAUGUAUUAUAGAGAGCACACGUGUCGAAAGUAUCGUGAGGGAUAUAUUUUAAUAGUAGUCUUUAAAACGCGGUGAAAAUUCGCCAAGACACCUCUCGACACUAUUUUGCAAUACACAGAAAUAUAUGAAAAUGACGUCUUCCAUGUUAUAUUAUCAUAGUUAUUUAUAUACGUACACGGAUAAAAAUGUAUUUUGGGACUAUAUAAUCGAUCGUACCUGCAUAUGUUUGUACACGUUACAAUAUUUUAUAUUCCUGAAGAUAAUCAAAUUGUUUUAUAGAUUAGUAGUAGGAAUUUAUAAUAAAGUUGAUCGUCAAAAGAGAAA